Molecule: messenger RNA, 1744 nt
Organism: Agrilus planipennis (emerald ash borer)
Lineage: Eukaryota; Metazoa; Arthropoda; Insecta; Coleoptera; Buprestidae
Product: odorant receptor 46a-like
Exons: 6
Coding region: 201-1259 (352 amino acids)
Biological process (GO): detection of chemical stimulus involved in sensory perception of smell; sensory perception of smell
Cellular component (GO): plasma membrane
Molecular function (GO): olfactory receptor activity; odorant binding
Source: RefSeq, a predicted model, not a curated record
AGUCAGCCGUAGUAUUUGCUUUAACAGCGUCUUCCUCGCACCAGUUCGUUUCUCCGUUGGCAAAUAAUUGUUUAACGCGAAUUAUAGUGUGUAGAAGUGAUGUUUCAGUAGGUGUAUCUCCUACAAAGUAAACAGCAUUCUGUUAAAAGGAUUAGGAAGACCCACCCAGCAAGUAAAACCCAGUUUAUUGGGCGGCCCUUAUGGUUGUUGCAUUAGUACCGAUGGAUAUCAUAUCGUUUUUCCUGACUGAUCCCGAAAAAGUGUCUUAUCCUCAACUGGCAAUUGGACUUUUAUUCCAUAUUCCUACAGUAUUAAAAGCAAUAUUUUUUAAAUUUAUGAAGAAAAAAUAUGAAACGUUGAUGUGUUACCUCCAAUACAACACACUCAUUAGUGAAAAUGGAGAGGUUUUGGAAAUAUUUGAGAAAGAAAAAGAUGCCAGCCAAAAAUUCAAUAAAAUAUAUACACUAACAAUUUUAUUUAGUGUUUUCGGUUUCACAGUUCCACCAGUAGCAAUAGCUUUAUACAAUAUUUUUGGAAAUAGCAGUGGCAGACUGGUUACUAUAGAAUUGUCGUUUCCUGUUUCCCUACCUUACAAUAUGGACACAGCGAAAGGGUACGCGUUAGGUGCCGUUCAUAUGUUUUUUCAAGUUCAUCUUAUUGCAUUUGCGUUUAUCGGAAUGGAUGUUUUAAUAGCUGGAUUGAUGAGGACUACCAUUGCUCAUCUGAAAUGUCUUGCAAAGCAAUUUUCUGUCAUCAGAAAUGACGUAAGAAGCCAAACCAAUGGAAAAGCGAAGGAUGAGUUUAUAAAGGCUAUACAAUAUUUACAACGCAUAUACAAGGGGCAUCGUGAUGUUGAAAAUCUUCAGUACCUAAUGCUUUUUACACAAUAUAUAUGUUCAGUUGCAAUACUUGCUGUAGGUUUAUAUAGAAAUAGUAAAGACUUCAAGGUGGACGCCGUCUUAUUCAAAUCCUGCGGUUUUUUUAUAAUAGUCUUAUUCCAACCAUUUCUGUAUUGUUACUUUGGAGAUAUGGUUACUAGAGAGGCUGAAAAUGUAAAAACGGCUUUAUACGAAAGUGAUUGGAUUGGUAGUAGAAUAGGGUACCAACGUCUGGUAUUGCUUACUUUAACACGAUUGAACAGACCGUUGAUUUUCACUUGUGGAAAACUAAUAGACCUUAGCAACCCUGCGUUUGUUACAAUUGUUAACACGUCGUAUUCUGCAUUUAAUUUACUCAAGAAGUCAAAUGAAAGCUUUUAAGGACAUACGCGUUUAUUGGGAAUCACUUCUGCUUUAUUAUCAGAUUAAUACAGUUUAAUAAAUAUCAAUCUAUCCAAAGGACACAUUUACUAUAACAUUUUUAAUUGAAGAAACAAAACAACUUCGAACGUUUCGAGGAAUUUACUCGUGUUAAAUGUUGAAGAUGAUUGUAUAAGUUUGCAACAAUAUUCUCGAAUUGUAUGUAAUGCAAUGUAAAGAAUUAAUGUAGGUGAUAGGUAGUAUACAAUGCUUCUAUGUAUUUGCACAUUAAUUUAUAUUAUUGUCAGCACAUUCGCAAAUAAAUACUGAAGUAGUUGAUGCAUUAAAGAUAUGAUUAUUUCUUGUAGGGGUAUUCUACCCUGACGAACAAUUCUUUUCUUUGAUACGCUAUUUUACUUAUCUUUUAUGUAAACACCAAAAAAUAACAUCCGUUAGAUGAAUUUAAAGGUGUACCUAUGUUUGGAGCACGGCGUUGUACGGGUGCG